Chara braunii is the source of this 7197-nucleotide messenger RNA. The record is from the annotation of a GenBank genome assembly. NCBI's taxonomy places the organism in Eukaryota, Viridiplantae, Streptophyta, Charophyceae, Charales, Characeae.
CGGUCGAUGAGCACAGGGGAGGGAGCAUGGGAAAAUUGGAAUUGGGCUCUUCCUGUUACCUGUACAAUUGCCCAUGGAGAACAGCCGCCAUUUUUUUCAGAGCAUGGAGAGUGGUGGUGGAGCGAGGGCCUGAGUAUGGGCUUACGGGUUCCCGGGCGCGGUGGUCAUCCUUGGCAAUGGCAGGACCGGAAUCCGAUGUCGGCGGGAAUGGGGGGAACAAUAGGCAACAGGGGCGCGGACAAAGGAACAGGAAGCAGUCGAGCAACCGGACAGCAGUCGACGAGGAGGAAGGGAAGAGGAAGAGCGCGGAGGAGAAGGUAGCGCGGACGCCGAGGACCGAGUGUGCAACGCAUGGGAGCCAUGGUACCGACGUCGAUAAUGAGAGCGCUAAUUGGGACCACGGUAGUGGUGGCAGCAGCAGUAGGUGUCCUGGACAGCGCUGCCGUUGUACAUUGGACGGUCGUGGCGGUGGUGGGAGUGCUUACAUGUCGGCAUCAGUACACUGGAAGGCAUGGAGGUGUUUUGAUUUCGUCGUUACGCCAGAUGCUGUCAGGGUGGAUAUAGAGUUGAAUCGGUCAUCGACGAUUCAUAGCCCAAGCAUUUAUGUGCGAUUUGCUGCUGCCGAUGACGAAGGCCGAAGUGGGUAUGCAGCAUUAGACGCCGUGCGGUGGGACUUCAAGUCUGACAGGCCAGAGGUAGAGUUGAGAUCAUCCUUUCCCAAGUCUGAUGCCCGGUGGGAAGGAACAUGGCUAGUUUGUGUUCAAGGCACCAGUGGUCGACCAGCGUCGUUCAGAAUAGGUGCUAAUGUGGUUAUGAAGGAGGAGGAGAAGGACCGAAAAGUUCCCCCUCUUCCUCAAAAUGUGACUGUUUUGGACCGACUUCCAUCAAGUGUGCUCAUUGAAGGGCUUAGUCCGAGGCAAUGGCGGUAUUUUCAGGGACCCAUUCAGGGGUCAGAUGUCGAAAUAUCAGUCACGGUGGGUACGCCUGAGGACAUGGAUCGUAAGUGCAAUGCCUCGGGGUCUUCUUCCUCAGGGGACAAGAGGAGAGAUUCUCCUCCUGUGAAUGUAUUUCUCAGGCAAGGGUGCCCACCCACUGCGAGCGAGUUUGACGUCAGGGCUCGACUGACUUGCGGCCCCCGACAGGUUGUGCUCAAGGUCGUAAGGCCUGAUGAGUCUGGGGCAGGGUCCUCCUCCUCCUCCUCCUCCUCCUCAGAGUGUGCAUCCAAUUUGUGGUACAUGGGGGUAGAGAACGCGGAGGAGGAUGACCCAAGGUCAAGGACUGCUGAUGUGGCGUUGAGAAUUAACGCCAACUCUUGUCCGAAUGGCUGCAGCGGACACGGCAUGUGCAACCCUGAUACUCACGAGUGCCAGUGCUUGACGGAAUGGGCUCAGAAGCCGGACUGUUCUCGGAGGGAAACGGUCCUACUUCUGAAUCAACCCCUAAAGGUUGACCAGUUACCUGCAAAUUCUGAGCUCAAUUUUCUAACGACCGUCAGUCGCCAAGCGUUGGCCCUUGGCGGGGCCAAUCUGGUGUUCAGUGCAGCUCUAGACAGAGCACCCCGGCGGGGCGGGGUUGGCUGCGCUCAGACCGAGCUCCCGUGGAUGUCUGUGCACAUGCAGCAAUCCACGUCAUCGAGUAAAAAGCGAUUGGAUCUUGACCAUGGGUCGAACUCAUUCUUACAGUUCCCCUUGGAGGAACCAAGUCCAAGUCGAUGCAGCAGUCCUCACUGCUCGGAGGUGAUGGGCUGGUAUGGGGUGCUUUCCAACCCCACACCAUAUCCCAUCACUGUGGUAUUGACAGUAAGGCUAGAGAAUAUGGCUAGAUGUCCUCCGCCGAAGAGAUUAGAUUGCGCAGGGAGCUGUGCAGGGGAUGCUGUGCAGGAUUGCUCCGGCGUUUGUCAAGGCAGUGCCUUUAUCGACGCGUGCGGGCGGUGCGUUGGGGGGAAAACUGGUCGCGGUGCAUGCAGGACGAUCAGGGUGGCAGUCGCUGUUCAUUCAGGUGACAUUGGCGAGCCGGCUCUGGGAAGCCGCUUCACAGCUCGGGGACAGGAGCUUGCUUCUGCUGCCAAGAUUGCCAUUGACGCUGUCAACCGUCAGAUUAUCCCCUCGAUCCAGAAGAGGCAAUCACAGCCGUUCGCGCUGGAUUACAAAGGUCUUCAGGUCGAUGUGGACUGUGGUGGCGAUCCGCAAACGGCAGUGUCAAAGCUGAAGGGGUGGCUGAAGUCACUGGGGGAGGGGUCCGAUCGGAGACCAGUGGCCCUGAUUGGCCCUCCAUGUCCUGGGGCAGCGGAUGACCUGGCCAGAGUGUUUAAGGAGGAGGAGGCAGACAUUGCCAUAAUCAAUCCCCUUGCUCCAGGGCUCUCGAAACAUGAUUGCCCAGUCGUUAGCUUGAUGGCGGCAGCAGAUUCGACUGGUCAAGCUGCUUAUGACUUGGUGCAGAAGAUGAGGUGGAAAGCCGUUGCUGUUCUUGGUGUGGUUGGAAGAGGAAGGAGCGAUGAAGCCAUCGCCGCAGUGGUCAAGAAGACUGAUCAACUGGUCGUGGCAGGGGGCAGCACGAUUCGGAUUCAGAAAACUGUUCUGGGUGUUGAUGGGGAAGAUGUCAAUCUCGAGACAGUGAAGCGCGCACUGGAAGGUAUUAUUAGAGCAAGGAAAAGAGUAGGCGGAGUGGGUGUGGCAGUGAUUCUUUGUGCAACGGAAAGAGACAUGGCUGGAGUGAUGUGGGUCGCAGCCACGCUUGGUAUGACCACGGAAGAAUGGAGAUGGAUUGCUCUUCCCGUGUCCACGACAGCUGUUUCCUUUCCUAAUUUAGUAACAGAUUGGACUUAUCCGUUGAGAAAGAAGGCGGGAAGCGAGGAGGAAUGGGCGAGACAAGUUGGCUUGUCAAUGGAUGGCAUUGUUGUUAUACAGGCCCCAGCCGGUCGUGGUUCUAUCUACAAUGACCUCCUUAGCAUCUGGAGCUCGAGUUCCACAGAGGCCCGAAGCAAUCUCCAAAUGAAUGUGACAACAACGCCCGAGCCUGUCGGCCUGGGAUCAGCAGGCAUGUGGACAGGACAGGUUUUUGACUCAGUUCUUGUCACCGCGUUGGCAAUUGCCUCCACUUUGAAUCCAUCUGGUACUACUUCGUCGAAUCCCAGCGCUCGGUGCGUUGGCGACAGCGAUGUCGUCGAUGCCAUCAGGAAGAGCAUGGAAUUUGAUGGGACAACCGGCCCUGUUGCAUUCGAUGAUGGGCUUACCAGACGACCGGCGUGGGACAUAGUGAACAUGAGGAGGGGAAGCUGGGCCGUGGUCGGUGAGUGGGAAAGCAGCUCAGGUGUGCAGCUGUUCAAGAAAUCGUCAGACUCGGUUUCAGGAACGUACGGGUUCUCCUGGCCUGACUUUGAUGGCGCUUGGAUGGCAGUGCAGCACCCGAACGAAACAGUGGUUGGUGGCAGAGGCACUGAGCCCGCUUUGCUUGAAUGCGAGGAAGUGUUACCUGCCGGUGGGACGGCGAUGAGUGCAAUGAGGGCAAUGCUCGGGAUUGGAAAGGAGGGGGAGGAAGGAGGAGAUAGCGGGAAGAAGACCGGGAAUGGGAGCAAAAAGGUGGGGAGCUGUUCUGCUUCUGUGGUUGGGGCUGUGGCCAACGUGUGCAGCGCUUUGAGAAAGACAUUGCAGGGUUCCUCGUUGUGCCAUAAUGAAGCAAAUGGCACAUGGGAGCCACAGCCGUACGCAAGCGACUGUGGACCGCGGUGUCGAGAGCAACUCGAUGGCUGGGCUAGGCAGGCAAUGGUUUUGCAACGCCAAGUCGCGACGAAAGAAGGGCAGAUUGACAUGCUUGUGGAGCAGCUCCAGAAUGCAACGCAGCUGGCGACGUCGCUUCGCGAUCGACUUGAGUUAGCAGCAGACGUGAUUUCGCAAUUACAGUCCCAAGUUGGAAACUUGACGAAGGGGCUCGACCUCCCGCGUAUCACAUUUGCGGAGUGCGAUGGACGCUGUGCAACGAGAGGAGGGAGCCAGUUGAAAAUCUUCGGCCAGAUACCGAAGCAUCUCGUGAACUCGACCGGUCUACGGCAGCUAUUCGACGAGCUAGAGCACAAGGGGAUCAUCAGCGUAGUGAAGAAUUACCUGAAAGGGGCACCCCUGGACAUGGCUGUGAAGGUUGGAGGCAAGGAAUGCAGGAACCUGACCCUGAGACGGGAAAAUGACUCCGCAUGGGAUAGUCCUGUGAUUCCGUUGACCGCACUCCCGUUCUGUGUGGAGUGUACGGCACCUCCGGGUGCCGGAAGGGGUGUUCCCGUGGUCGUUCGAAUGGCUGGUGUCACGUCCAUGCCUGGGGUGACCACGUUUGCUGGGCCUGUGGUGGAGAGGAUAGAGCCAGAGAUGAUGCUGGUUCCCAGCAUGCAGAAUCUUACUAUCGGUGGGAGCAACUUUGGCGACGACGUGGAAGCAAUCAAUGUGACCGUGGAUGGCAUGCCCUGCUCGGAGGUGCAGAUUUUAGAGGCGCACUCGAAAUUGUCCUGCACUGUACAUGGCCCGUCCCCUGAUGUUGGGGCGAGCGCAGGAGCCACCGUUCCAUAUAAAGGACCCGUAGUUGUGUCAGUCGCAGGACAGCAAUCUACUUCAUCUUCCCACCACCUCCUUUUCUAUGGGUGUCCUGGAUACCUUGGUGGAAACCAGGUCUGCUCUGGUCAUGGUUCCUGCUAUCUGAAUUCCACGGCGCGUACAGCUGAAUGCGUCUGUGAGAAAGGGUACUAUGGACCUGGGUGUGGGGCACGGUGCCCUGGAUAUGGAGCGUGCAAUGCGCACGGAGCUUGCGACGAUGGCGCGGCGGGUUCCGGAAUCUGUUCCUGCAAAAAGGGGUACACGGGGGUGGACUGUAGCUUCCGCGUUGCUGCCUCGGACUGCAGCGGAGCGCAGAUUACGUCCUUUGCGCUGUGGGGUUGCAUGGCAGCCGUUUUCGGAGCGUUUAUAGUUCGAAAGCUGUGGAACAGCUGUCAGGAUAUACGAGCCGAGUGGGCAAAUCCGGCACAUGAUUCAGAUGAUGAUGGUACUGAUGGUGCUGCAGGUCAGGGAGGCGGCGUCGAAGAAGACAAAAAGGCCGGCAAGGGUAAGUUCGAGAAGGUCAAGGGAUCCCUUUUGGGCAAACAGUGGGCCAAGGUGUGAAGGAAGAAGAAGACCGCAGAACCUCCUGCAAAGCCAGGUAGUUGACGGUCCCUUACGUAGCUCACAAUGCCAGGUAGCAUCUGAAGAGAGGCAGUAACUCAAAUGAAAUGAUAGGUGCUCGGGCAGGGGGCUGGAGUUGCUUCACCACAGAAGGAAGGAGGCGAUGGUGGCAAUGAGAUCGUUUUUGCCAACCCGCGCAGGUGGAGUUUGAGAUGCAUGCGGCCAACGAAGUGCAAGUGAAUUCCAUGGUGUAGAUGGAAGGAGUACAUUCUGUAUAUGGAGUCCAAAAGGAGAAGUAGGGAUUAAGAGCUUCUGUGAUUCAGGGCUAGGCUGCACAGGUCCGGAAAUGCCAAGUUGGUGUGGUGCUUCAGGGGGCCCCGGCUGCACAGAUACAGAGAGCCCAAGCCUCCAGGUUCAGUGAUUCAGGGCUCGGCUGCACAGGUACGGAGAGGCCCAGCUUUCAGCUUUGGUGAUCGAGGCUAGACUGCAGAGAAACAGAGAGCCCAAGCCUCCAGGUUCGGGAAGUCGGGGCUGGGCUGCACAAAAAGCAUGGAGAGGCCAAGCCUUCGGCUUCCGUGAUUCUGGGCUAGGCUGCCGAGGUGAAAUGCGUUGAGGCGUGCGUCUAGCGUCCUUGAGAUAUCUGUACCGAUGUAUUCGACCUUGAGAAGAGGCGGAAUGGCGGGGUGUGUGGUUAAUGAAGGUUGGCCAGGGGCAUGAUGUAAGUUAUCAUUAUUAUUUUCUAAAUCCGAUUUGGACGUACUCUCUCGGGUUUGUUCUACGUUUGAGUACGUGUACCUUAAAAUGUUUAUGGAUGACAUCGUCCUUGCUCACUCACCCACUCUGCAUAGGACGAAAACUGCCUUCUAUAGACUCCAGUAAUGUUUCAGAAGAGGCAUUUCAUAAUGUAUGCCAUGCCAGGUGGUAGCUCGUCAUGUCAUCAUCAAAUAUAACGCCGGUGAUGUAGAGCGCAACUUGAUUGUUGUCAUAUCGCAAAUGCGGUGAAGACCGUAAUGGCCGUGAAAUUAUCGAAACAGGACAGGUUGCAUUGUUUGGAGAGUUGGGCAGGGGUUAGCCUCUCCUUGCUAUCGGUGGCAAUGCAUAUAUUAUUAUUUGUUGGCUCUCAGUACUUUCACAGGGAAAUUAUAGUGGAGUGAGGAUAAUCCAUCCGUUUCUUAAGUUUGGUAGUGUGGGCUACCUGUCUGUGCCCUUCGUCCUGCUUCCCGACGUCCKUCACGCAGCAAGAGGGCGAGGAUGGAGUGAGGAUAAUCCAUCCGUUUCUUAAGUUUGGUAGUGUGGGCUACCUGUGUGUGCCCUCCGUCCUGCUUCCCGACGUCCUUCGCGCAGCAAGAGGGCGAGGACAGGAGGCGCGAACAGGCAACCCACUGCACAUUUGGCUGCCACAGCAAGAAGGUAGCACAUAUUUAUGUAGGCUAGAGUUCCACUGCCUCCACUGCACAUUUGGCUGCCACAGCAAGAAGGUAGCAUAUAUUUAUGUAGGCUAGAGUUCCACUGCCUCCUCACGUUGUUAUGCCGCUUAUGGCGGCGAUUAUGAGCAAGCAGUGACUGUGUGGACCGUCGAUUGCCAGCCAGCUGGCAAAUAGUCCAUGUGCUUACUGCAUCGCUGGUUUCAUCCACUAAGUAGUGCCAGCGAUUCUCAACAUGUCAAUGCAAUUGAGAAUUGAACACCUCCUGUGCACUUUGUGCCUGCUUCAGUGACAGGAUACUGGAAGGUCGUCUGUUCUCCGACAAUGUGUUCCCGCGCCUUGGGAUCGUAAUUGUCUCUUCUCAGAAUCCAUUCGCCUUAGAGUUUGACUACGCGAUACCCUACUUAGCAUCGCCCAUUCAGUGACAGCACGUCAGCAGAGUCAGCAGCCAGGAAGUGAAAUGGAGUGCCACAUGGCUGACUGAAAGAAAAGAAAAAGAAUAUAUGAUGGCGCUCGAUGGCCAUCUUUGAAUCGCAGCUGCGCCCCUGCGAGCCACACUUGAGCGACCGGCUCCGUUGCUUUUCCAGGGUCAGCGUUAGGCUCGGAAUCGCAUGGUGAACCGCUCAUCUCCAUCG